AUAGCAACCCCACACACUCCCUCUUCACUCUUCAGCCACCCAUCAAACCCAACGUUGCGUAACCGUAAGCUUAAGUUCCCCUUCUUCACAUGCAAACUCAUCUCAUCAUAUAUACUCUUCCAUCCAAUUCCAUCUGCUUCUACCUCUCUUCACAUAAUUCUAAGCUAAACCCACCUUCUCAAUUCUCUCCCUCUCCCAUGGUUCAUCCACCAUGCCCUUCACCUCCUCUCUCCUUCGGUGGAUUGGUGGGAAAUUGUGCUCAAAGAACUCUGUGAACAAUGGAGAUAGUGGCAGCGAUAGUCAUACUACUGUCGCCGCCGUACUGGAUGAUAAUCCGGUUAGCAGUGCGGUGGAGUGUUACGCCUGCACGCAGUAUGGCGUGCCGAUGUUUCAUUCCACAAGCUGCGAUGGAUUUCAUCAACCACAGUGGGAGGCCUCCGCUGGGUCCUCUCUAAUUCCGAUCCAGAACCGGCUGAAUAAGGUUUCGGGCUUUCGGGUCGCGUCCAGGUCGAACUCGGGACCGUUCGGGCGGGUUUUGGAUCCGAGGAGCAAGCGCGUGCAGGUGUGGAACCGCGCGUUGUUGCUGGCGCGUGGGGUGGCGCUGGCUAUCGACCCGCUGUUUUUCUACGCUCUGUCGAUCGGAAGAGAGGGGUCGCCGUGUCUGUACAUGGACGGAGGGUUGGCGGCGUUGGUGACGGUGGCACGCACGGGUGUGGACGCGGUGCAUUUGUUUCACGUGUGGCUGCAGUUCAGGCUGGCGUACGUGUCGAGAGAAUCGUUGGUGGUUGGGUGCGGGAAACUCGUGUGGGACGCACGCGCCAUCGCGUCGCAUUACCUGCGAUCCUUGAAGGGGUUCUGGUUCGACGCCUUCGUGAUCCUCCCCGUUCCGCAGGCUGUGUUUUGGUUAAUAGUGCCAAAAUUGAUAAGAGAAGAGAGAAUUAAAAUCAUUAUGACCAUAAUGCUAUUGAUUUUUUUGUUCCAAUUUCUCCCAAAGGUUUACCAUAGCAUCUGCAUGAUGAGAAGAAUGCAGAAAGUCACAGGCUACAUCUUUGGCACCAUUUGGUGGGGCUUUGGUCUAAAUCUCAUAGCUUAUUUCAUUGCAUCUCAUGUUGCUGGAGGAUGCUGGUAUGUCCUUGCAAUUCAACGUGUCGCGUCGUGCCUCCGGCAGCAGUGUGAAAGAACUCAUGGAUGCAAUCUCUCUGUGUCAUGCUCAGAGGAAGUAUGCUACCAGUUUUUGUUACCAGCAGGCACACCAGGAAAUCCAUGUGGUGGAAACUCCACUGUUGUUGUAAGGAAACCUUUGUGCUUAGAUGUUCAAGGACCUUUCAAAUAUGGGAUCUACCAAUGGGCUCUUCCAGUAAUAUCUAGCAACUCUUUGGCUGUCAAGAUUCUUUAUCCCAUUUUUUGGGGUUUGAUGACCCUCAGCACUUUCGGAAAUGAUCUUGAGCCAACAAGUAACUGGCUAGAAGUGAUUUUCAGCAUAUGCAUAGUACUCAGUGGACUAAUGCUUUUCACUUUGUUGAUUGGUAACAUCCAGGUAUUCUUACAUGCAGUCAUGGCAAAGAAGAGAAAGAUGCAGCUGAGAUGUCGUGACAUGGAGUGGUGGAUGCGGCGGAGGCAGUUGCCAUCCCGAUUAAGGCAAAGAGUUCGCCAUUUUGAACGUCAGAGAUGGGCAGCCAUGGGAGGAGAAGAUGAGAUGGAAAUGAUCAAAGACUUGCCUGAGGGACUGAGGAGGGACAUCAAGCGCUAUCUUUGCUUGGACCUCAUUAAAAAGGUACCAUUGUUCCACAACUUGGAUGAUCUUAUUCUUGACAACAUAUGUGACAGGGUGAAGCCAUUAGUCUUCUCUAAAGAUGAAAAGAUAAUUAGAGAAGGUGAUCCUGUACCAAGGAUGGUGUUCCUUGUCCGUGGCCGCAUAAAGCGCCACCAAAGUCUUAGCAAAGGCAUGGUUGCAUUAAGCAAUCUUGAACCAGGAGGAUUCUUAGGUGAUGAGCUACUUUCAUGGUGCCUUCGCCGGCCGUUUAUCGACCGGCUUCCGGCGUCGUCAGCCACAUUUGUAUGUCUUGAAUCAGUGGAAGCCUUUGGUCUUGAUGCUGAUCACUUGAGGUACAUCACUGAUCAUUUUCGGUACAAAUUUGCCAAUGAGAGGCUGAAGAGAACAGCAAGAUACUAUUCAUCAAAUUGGAGAACAUGGGCUGCUGUUAACAUUCAAUUUGCUUGGAGACGUUACAGGCAGAGGACUAGAGGUCCAGUGACUCCUGUAAGGGAACAUGGAGGCACUGAGCGCAGGCUCUUGCAAUAUGCUGCAAUGUUCAUGUCAAUAAGGCCACAUGACCAUCUUGAAUGAAAGCUAGUGUUCUGUGUCCAUGUUUUUGUUUCAAUUUUUAUUGGUUCCAUAUCCUCAAUAAAACUGUUUCUCUAGUCCUUUAGACCUUUUGAAAAUUGCUUUGGAAAGUCAUGGAACCGUUCAUGAAAUGUAUAAAAGAAAACAAGAUUGUGAGUAUGAGUAGUUGCGAAAUCAUUGAAAUUAGAAUUUAAUUUUUAUCCAUAAGUUUUUCUUCAAGAUUUGUUUUUGAGUUCAAUUAGAAUAUAUAAAAGUUCUUUAUACUGU
Messenger RNA from Abrus precatorius (Indian licorice), 2611 nucleotides. RefSeq names its product cyclic nucleotide-gated ion channel 2. Lineage: Eukaryota; Viridiplantae; Streptophyta; Magnoliopsida; Fabales; Fabaceae. The transcript is spliced from 8 exons. Bases 212 to 2347 code for a protein of 711 amino acids. The record is from RefSeq and is a predicted model, not a curated record.